AUGAAUCGUAAUAACAACACCGCAAACAACACUGUACCUGCUGAACAGUGCCAAGGAAACAACAGAGCUGUAAGCAAUGCUUCAGCACCACCAGAUUCACUUGUUUCCAUCUUCAUGUCAGCAGGAUAUCAAAGAACAUCCCAACGAUUAAUUCCCAGUCUACCGCCGCUUCCACUGUCAUCAGAGGAGGACAGACAAGAAGGACUCUACGACAUACUCUCUGCGGCGAUUGAAAUCGUGGAUGAUUCAUCUGACAUGUUUUCACAGUGCACCAACCGAAUCUCCUCGUCCCGAAAUACCAAGAGACGCCGCCUGGGGUCCAAGAGACAGAAAAACCAAGGAAGCCCAAGGCAGUGA
Messenger RNA from Cylindrotheca closterium, 357 nucleotides. The record is from the annotation of a GenBank genome assembly. NCBI's taxonomy places the organism in Eukaryota, Bacillariophyta, Bacillariophyceae, Bacillariales, Bacillariaceae.